Molecule: messenger RNA, 1734 nt
Organism: Durusdinium trenchii
Lineage: Eukaryota; Dinophyceae; Suessiales; Symbiodiniaceae
Source: the annotation of a GenBank genome assembly
AUGGCACGCUUCGGGAUCUUCUGCCUCUUCUUCCUGGGAGCCCAUGGGGUCGACGAUCUUCAGGUGGUCUCCAAUGACUUCUCCUUUGCCAUGGUCAACGUGGCCUCCGGCCUGGCGGCAUGCUGGGGGGACGCGAAGUACGGCGGGAACUGCAGUUCGGUGGAUUUCACGGGAGUUCUUCAGGUGAAGGCCAACUCUCGCUCCAUGGCGGUGCUGAGGACGUCGGGCGGCAGCUGCUGGGGCUAUGCGACCUACGGAGGUGACUGCAGCACGGUGGACCUGGCGGGCUUUACCGAGCUCUAUUCCACCGACUUGAGCUUCUUAGCCUUCGACGCCGUGGGAAAGCGAGGCGUUUGCUGGGGCCGUAGCUCCUACGGUGGCUCCUGUGGCACGAUUGACUUCAGCCAAGUGACGCAGAUCGCCAGCAACAAGUACGCCUAUGCGGCCUACAGCGCGAACGGCACCCUGCAGUGCUGGGGUUCCAGCUCCUAUGGAGGCCACUGCGAGGCCUCCGACCUGACCGGAAGCGCCCGCUCGCUGGGGACCGUCACGGAGCUCAUCGCCUCCACGGGCGCCUUCGUCGCCUUCGACCGCGCGGCGGGCAGCAUCCGCUGCUGGGGCAGCGACGCCUAUGGAGGCAAUUGCAGCUCGGUGACCUUGACGGGCAUCACCGAGGUCUACACCAACGGCAGGGCCUUCGUGGCCAUAAACAAGAACAGUGGCCUGGGCCAGUGUUGGGGUGGCAGCUGGGGCGGCAGUGGUGCCGACUGCCGUGGCAUUGACUUCUCGGGAGAGGUGCAAAUCUACUCCACGGCGGCCGCAUUUUUGGCCUGGAGGUCGGGCAGUGGACAGUGCUGGGGCGAUUUCACCCGGGGGGGUGACUGUAGUGGUGUGAACUUCACUGCCGUCACGCAGAUGUACAGCAACGACUAUGCCUUCUUGGCCGUGGACAGCAGUGGCACGGCACAGUGCUGGGGCUUGAACGGCUAUGGAGGCAACUGCCCGCUGGUCGACAGCCUGGAUGGCUUUGAGAUCUACCCCAGCAGCACGGUCUUCGCAGCCAUCAACACCGUCACCGGCGCAGGCCAUUGCUGGGGUCAAGACGCCUAUGGUGGCAAUUGCAGUGUGCUGGACUUCAGGGGUGUCACAGACGUUUGGGCCAAUGCGCGAGCAUUCCUGGCCGUGGACCGCAAGGCACGGACCGGCCAAGCCUGGGGCGCCUCGCUGCAAGGUGCCGACGUCAGCACCAUCGACUUCCAGAGCGUCUUGGCGAUGCCCACCACGACACGCUCCGCCACCCGGACGGAGACCACGGGGACCAGCACGACGGCCACGACCACGGACGAGCCCAGUCCUGCCAGUGUCGGCCGAUGUCGUUCCGUGUGUCCGACCUACAAGUGGUUUCGGGGAUCGUCCCUGGACCGAGUGAAGCAGCGCCUCUGCGCCACACCCUGGUGCAGCGGCUGUGAGGAGUGCAGGCGCAGGUCUGAGGUGACCAGCGAGUUGCCGGUCUGCGGCGAGGUCUGCCAGCAGUACGAGGGAUCUGCUGCCAACGAAGGUUGGAAGACUAUGGCCUUCCUCUGUGUGGAGGAGAAGGCCAAUGACAAACACAAGUGCUAUCCGCCCUGGCGGUGGCCCUUUUGGUGCAGCAAGUGCCGCGUGGUGGAGGAAGGUGAGCAGAGUGCUGUGUCUGGCAGGAGCUUGCGCGGGUCCACGUACCGACACAAGUGGUGA